AAACCCCUAAAAACACAGCGAAUUUCUCAUCGCUCUCUCCUUCUCUCUCUUUUACACUGUUCUUUCUCCUGAACUCCGCGGCGUAGAUCCGAGGAGUUUCGGAACACUUCGCAGCAUAAACCAAGCCUUGAAUCGCUUUCUUACUCACUCCUUUUUUUUCUCAGAUCUUUGUUAGAACCGAGUUGUAUCAGUCAUGGCUGGAUUGGCACCUGAAGGUUCUCAAUACGAUGCUCGCCAAUAUGAUGCGAAAAUGGAUGAGCUGCUUGGAACUGAUGGUCAGGAAUUCUUCACAAGUUAUGAUGAGGUCUAUGACAGUUUUGAUGCCAUGGGCUUGCAGGAAAAUCUUCUUAGGGGCAUCUAUGCCUAUGGUUUUGAGAAGCCCUCUGCAAUUCAGCAAAGAGGGAUUGUUCCCUUCUGCAAGGGACUUGAUGUGAUUCAACAGGCUCAAUCUGGGACUGGGAAAACUGCAACGUUCUGCUCUGGGAUUCUGCAGCAGCUGGACUAUAAUAUAGUUGAAUGCCAGGCUUUGGUACUGGCACCCACCCGUGAGCUAGCACAGCAAAUUGAGAAGGUUAUGCGAGCAUUAGGUGAUUAUCUUGGUGUUAAGGUGCAUGCUUGUGUCGGAGGUACCAGCGUUCGUGAAGAUCAGCGUAUUCUUUCCAGUGGGGUUCAUGUUGUGGUUGGUACCCCAGGACGUGUGUUUGACAUGUUGAGAAGGCAAUCACUGCGCCCUGAUUACAUUAAAAUGUUUGUAUUGGAUGAAGCAGAUGAAAUGCUUUCCAGAGGGUUCAAGGAUCAGAUCUAUGACAUCUUCCAAUUGCUCCCUCCUAAGAUUCAAGUUGGUGUAUUCUCUGCUACUAUGCCACCUGAGGCUCUUGAAAUUACAAGGAAAUUUAUGAAUAAGCCCGUCCGCAUUCUUGUGAAACGUGAUGAGCUGACCCUUGAGGGUAUCAAGCAGUUUUAUGUUAAUGUUGAAAAAGAGGAAUGGAAGCUUGAGACCCUCUGUGAUCUCUACGAGACCUUGGCCAUCACUCAGAGUGUCAUCUUUGUUAACACCAGGAGAAAGGUUGACUGGCUUACUGAUAAAAUGCGCAGCCGUGAUCAUACUGUCUCUGCCACCCAUGGUGAUAUGGACCAGAAUACAAGAGAUAUCAUUAUGCGAGAAUUCAGAUCUGGUUCUUCCCGUGUUCUCAUUACCACUGAUCUCUUGGCCCGUGGUAUUGAUGUUCAGCAAGUGUCUCUUGUUAUCAACUAUGAUCUGCCGACUCAGCCUGAGAACUAUCUGCAUCGUAUUGGACGAAGUGGACGAUUUGGGAGGAAGGGUGUUGCCAUAAACUUUGUUACCAAAGAUGAUGAUCGCAUGCUUUUUGACAUACAAAAGUUCUAUAAUGUUGUAAUUGAGGAGCUUCCAGCCAAUGUUGCUGAUCUCCUCUAAAGUGGUUUUGAUUCCCCAAUGUUAACGCUCCUUGUUUUAAGUAACUUAUUGUCUUGUUUCCUAGGUUAGUUUAACGUGCAAUGGACUUUUAAAUUGGGAGAUUUAGAUGCCGUUAUUUGCAGAGGGGACUUCCAUCUCCCAAUUUGGUUGCUAUUCCAAUCUACUGUUGCAAAAUUUUUGGUUUGCUCUUUGUAUUGUAAUUGUUGAAAAUAACUGCAGAUUUGGAUGUUGUUGGACUCUUUUCACUCUUAAAGUUGGAUUUUCACUUAA
Messenger RNA from Sesamum indicum (sesame), 1705 nucleotides. RefSeq names its product eukaryotic initiation factor 4A-14. Gene Ontology annotation, molecular function: nucleic acid binding; RNA helicase activity; ATP binding. NCBI's taxonomy places the organism in Eukaryota, Viridiplantae, Streptophyta, Magnoliopsida, Lamiales, Pedaliaceae. The record is from RefSeq and is a predicted model, not a curated record.